GGGGAACUCAAGGCCUGCUGGAUACGUCCGCCAUCUUGGGCGCUUUGCUGAUGGUGUCGGUGAGCGCGUUUCCCGCCUGAGUGCAACUAGCGGCGGGUCGCGGGCACCUCCAGGCAGCGCUCCCUGUGGCCCUGCAGCCUGCUGAUGCGGUGACCGGGAAGGACUUGCCACGAUAGCCUGUAAUGGGCAAGGAGCCACAGAGAAGAAGACGUUUCUUUUAGUUUUAAACUUGGUUUGAAAGACCAGCAUGUUUUGGAAGUUUGAUCUUCACUCAUCAUCCCACAUAGACACCCUUCUAGAAAGAGAAGAUGUGACACUGAAGGAGUUAAUGGAUGAGGAAGAUGUUUUGCAGGAAUGUAAAGCCCAGAACCGCAAACUUAUCGAGUUUCUGUUAAAAGCAGAAUGCCUCGAAGAUUUAGUCUCGUUCAUUAUAGAAGAACCACCUCAAGACAUGGACGAGAAGAUCAGAUACAAGUACCCUAACAUAUCCUGCGAGCUGCUGACCUCGGACGUGUCCCAGAUGAACGACAGGCUGGGCGGGGACGAGGCCCUGCUCAUGAGGCUGUACAGCUUCCUCCUGCACGACUCCCCCCUCAACCCACUGCUCGCCAGCUUCUUCAGCAAGGUGCUAAGUAUCCUCAUCAGCAGGAAGCCAGAGCAGAUUGUGGAUUUCUUGAAGAAGAAGCGGGAUUUCGUAGACCUCAUCAUCAAGCACAUAGGGACGUCGGCGAUCAUGGACCUGCUGCUCCGGCUGCUGACGUGCAUCGAGCCCCCGCAGCCCAGGCAGGACGUGCUGAACUGGCUAAAUGAGGAGCAGAUCAUCCAGAGGCUGGUAGAAAUAGUUCACCCGUCGCAGGAAGAAGAUCGGCACUCAAAUGCAUCACAGUCACUUUGUGAAAUUGUUCGCCUGAGCAGAGACCAGAUGUUGCAAAUUCAGAACAGCCCGGAACCAGACCCCCUGCUUGCCACGCUAGAAAAGCAAGAAAUUAUAGAGCAGCUUCUAGCCAAUAUCUUCCACAAGGAGAAGAACGAGUCGGCCAUCGUCAGUGCCAUCCAGAUCCUGCUGACCCUGCUGGAGACCCGGCGGCCCGCAUUUGAAGGCCACAUAGAGAUCUGCCCGCCAGGCAUGAGUCACUCGGCUUGUUCGGUCAACAAGAGCGUUCUAGAAGCCAUCCGAGGAAGACUUGAAUCUUUCCACGAGCUCCUCCUUGAGCCACCGAAGAAAAGCGUGAUGAAGACCACGUGGGGUGUGCUCGACCCUCCCGUGGGGAACACGCGCUUGAAUGUGAUCAGGCUCAUCUCCAGCCUCCUUCAGACAAACACCAGCAGCAUCAACGGGGACCUGAUGGAGCUGAACAGCAUUGGGGUCAUCUUGGACAUGUUCUUCAAAUACACGUGGAAUAACUUCCUGCACACACAAGUGGAGAUCUGUGUCGCUCUGAUCCUUGCGAGCCCCUUGGAAAACACGGAAACUGGCACCAUCACCGAUCAGGACUCCGCCGGCGACAAUGUGUUACUGAAACAUCUCUUUCAAAAGUGUCAGUUAAUAGAACGUAUACUUGAAGCCUGGGAAAUGAACGAGAAGAAGCAGGCCGAGGGCGGCCGGCGGCACGGCUACAUGGGGCACCUGACGAGGAUAGCGAACUGCAUCGUGCACAGCACUGACAAGGGCCCCAACAGCGCGCUGGUGCAGCAGCUCAUCAAAGAGCUCCCGGACGGCGUCAGGGAGCGGUGGGAGACGUUCUGUGCGAGCUCCCUGGGGGAGACCAACAAGAGGAACACGGUGGAUCUAGUCACAGCCUGCCACAUUCAUUCAUCCAGUGAUGAUGAGAUUGACUUUAAGGAAACGGGUUUCUCGCAGGAUUCCUCUCUGCAGCAAGCCUUUUCUGAUUAUCAGAUGCAACAAAUGACGUCCAAUUUUAUUGACCAGUUCGGCUUCAACGAUGAGAAGUUUGCAGAUCAAGAUGACAUUGGCAAUGUUUCUUUUGAUCGCGUUUCAGACAUCAACUUCACUCUGAACACAAACGAGAGCGGGAACAUCGCCCUGUUCGAGGCCUGCUGCAAGGAGCGGAUACAGCAGUUUGACGACGGAGGCUCCGACGAGGAGGACAUCUGGGAGGAGAAGCACAUCACCUUCACGCCCGAGUCCCAGCGACGGUCCAGCUCCGGGAGCACCGACAGCGAGGAGAGCACAGACUCGGAGGAGGAGGACGGCGCCAAGCCCGACCUGUUCGAGCCCAGCAGCGCCAGCACGGAGGACAAGAUGGAAGUGGACUUGAACGAGCCUCCCAGCUGGUCGGCCAACUUUGACGUCCCCAUGGAGACCACGCACAGUGCUCCCCUGGACUCCGUGGGGUCUGACGUCUGGAGCACGGAGGAGCCCGUGCCCACCAAGGAGACGGGCUGGGCUUCGUUCUCGGAGUUCACGUCUUCCCUGAGUACGAAAGACUCUUUACGGAGCAAUUCUCCCGUGGACAUGGAGACCAGCGCGGAGCCCGUGGGCCCCCUGACUCCCGGCGGCACUGCGCUGGCGGCCCAGCCGGAAGCUGCAGGCAGCGUGGCCAUGGAAGCCAGCUCCGACGGGGAGGAGGACGCGGAGGCUGCAGACAAGGUAACUGAGACAGUGAUGAAUGGCGGCGUGAAGGAAACCCUCAGCCUCACUGUCGAUGCCAGGACAGAAACUGCCGUCUUCAGAAGAGUGUUGAAAUCCUACCGCGAGGACGGGAAACUGUCUACCUCUCAAGAUGCUGCUUGCACCGCCGCGGAGGAGAGCCCCGCCGCGCCCGAGGCCAAGUCCGCGGCCCCCCGGCCCCCCAGCAGUGCCGAGCAGAGGCCCGAGCAGCCCAGCCUGCCCGGCGACUCGUCGGUGAACGGCCCGGUAUGAUGUGCGCCCGCCACCGCUCGCCGAGGACUCAGACUGCCAUCGGCAGGGCCCCGGGGCCUCGGCCGCCCCGCGCCCUCCCUGCACGGAUCAGGACCAGCAACUUCCUCUCCCGGAGUCUCGGACAUUGUACAGAGAGCAGCCGUGUACAGACACUGCACACUGACGACCGCCAAGACCGUCCGCUCUGGGGACGGGCAGCCUGUGGACGGAGACCUCGCCCGCCCAGAGCCGCCGCGGGCUCGCCCGGAAACGGGCACACACAGAGCGAUUGGAUCUGGACCCGACAGAUAUUAGUCUGACCAAAGUAUUAGGCAGUUGCAUCCAUUUCUCUCACCGUGUACAAUUCGGAAUCCAUUUUCCUCCCAGGCUGGCGAGGAGUGGCAGGAUUCAGACGCCCCAAGUGUUACUUUGGUUGUUCUGACUUACAAAAGUGAUUUUGAAUAAGGAAUAUUUGGUGUUCUUUUUAUAACCAGUUUUUGAUUGGUAACUGUUUUCUGUAUCGUUUAAAACGGAUCAAAAACGUAAGUCUAUUGGUAGAGAUUAAGUAUUUAUUGCUACAGCUUAGCUGAUAAAUUGAUGUUCCUGUAAAGCCAUAUGUUCUGUUCCCGUCCUGUUUGCCGGACACGCGUGUUCCUGCAGGCGAGACCCCGGGCUCCCGAGCGGCCCUGGCUUGUGGUUUGGGUUUUUCUUCUGUUCCGUGUUUCGUUUCGUUUCGGUAGUUCACCUGCCUUCUAGCCCCUUCACCAAAACCCGGCGUCACCAGCCAGCGUGGCGGAGCGGUCGGCGCGGCUGAGGCGGGACGCGCUCGGGCUGCCUCGGGCCGGACACCAGGUCCCCGCCCCGCGCUCGCCGUCACUGGACCCGCGAGAUUCCUCUCGCAAACGCGAAGCCAGUGUAUUUUUUAGAACUGGUUUGUGUAUAUAUAUAGUGAUUAUGGAUACUAAUUCAAUGUAAUUUAUAAUUUUCUAUGUCAAUAUAAAAUACAUCCCAGCCUUCUCCAGCAGCUGAAGCAAUACAUCGUCGAUCGCCCUGUCGUCCGGUGAAAGGGUUCAAUGACCUCACCUCUUGCACUUUUAGAUGCAAAUCAGUUUUUCAUUUCUGUAAUAGAAAAUCAUUCACGUAUUUUUACAGCAUUUGUUUUUCCUGACCAGUAUUUAAAACCAAAAGGAUAUUCUGAAAAACGGCCAACGAUUUUUUUAGAAAUAGCAUCCCAAGCAGCGUGCCUACACAUACAUUGCAUAUGGAAAUAAAGAAAAGCAAAUGUC
Molecule: messenger RNA, 4149 nt
Organism: Sorex araneus (European shrew)
Lineage: Eukaryota; Metazoa; Chordata; Mammalia; Eulipotyphla; Soricidae
Gene: PPP6R3
Product: protein phosphatase 6 regulatory subunit 3
Exons: 25
Coding region: 248-2884 (878 amino acids)
Cellular component (GO): nucleus; cytosol
Molecular function (GO): protein phosphatase regulator activity; protein phosphatase binding
Source: RefSeq, a predicted model, not a curated record